Messenger RNA from Gossypium raimondii (Peruvian cotton), 2023 nucleotides. Its product is annotated as conserved oligomeric Golgi complex subunit 8. The record is from RefSeq and is a predicted model, not a curated record. The coding region runs from base 154 to 1899 and encodes 581 amino acids. NCBI's taxonomy places the organism in Eukaryota, Viridiplantae, Streptophyta, Magnoliopsida, Malvales, Malvaceae. Gene Ontology annotation, biological process: intra-Golgi vesicle-mediated transport. The transcript is spliced from 12 exons. Gene Ontology annotation, cellular component: COG complex.
GAAAUGCUGGGAAAAUUCACCUGUGUAAACUAUAAUCUUUCAGAUCCAAAAAAAAAACCCGAACCUGAAACAAAGCUCUAGCAGAGACUAAAGCUAUAGAAAGAAAAUUGCAAAUAUCCGUUUAGAACAGAUUGUGGAUCUGUUUAAUUGACGAUGGUAAUGGAACUAGGGAACGGCGAUGAUGGCGUCACCUCAUCGGCGUCACCGACCUCCGCCAUGGCCAGUGUUCUCCCUCUCGCUUCCGUCUCUCAACAGCCUUACGUGUCCGAGCUCCUCUCCUUCACUCUCGAUCGCCUCCAUAAGGAGCCGGAACUUCUUCGAGUUGAUGCGGAAAGGAUUCAGAGGCAAAUGCAAGAAGUUGCUGUUGGUAAUUACCGCGCUUUCAUUUCUGCCGCCGAUGCGUUGGUUGCUAUCAAAGAGGAACUAUCUUCUAUCGAUAAGCAUCUCGAAUCUCUGAUUACUGAGAUCCCGAGCCUGACAUCUGGUUGCACAGAAUUUAUUGAAUCUGCAGAACAAAUUUUGGAGAAGAGGAAGAUGAACCAGACUCUGCUAUCAAAUCACAGUACUUUGCUUGAUUUGCUUGAGAUUCCUCAGCUCAUGGACACAUGCGUGAGGAAUGGAAAUUAUGAUGAAGCUCUUGAUUUAGAAGCCUUUGUUUGCAAACUCUCAACCAUGCACCCCAAUAUACCUGUUAUUCAAGCAUUGGCUCAAGAAGUUAGGCAAACAACACAAUCUCUUCUCUCUCAGCUUCUCCAAAAGCUUCGUUCAAAUAUUCAGUUACCAGAAUGCCUUCGGAUUAUUGGAUAUUUACGCCGAAUAGGAGUAUUUAGUGAGUAUGAAAUGCGGUUGCAGUUUUUGAGAUGCCGAGAGACGUGGCUCACUGGAAUUCUUGAGGACUUGGAUCAGAGAAACGCGUAUGAGUAUCUAAAAGGGAUGAUAAGCUGUCACAGAAUGCAUCUUUUCGAUGUUGUUAACCAAUAUCGAGCAAUAUUUGCUGAUGAUACAUCUGGAAGUGAAGAAAAUUAUGAUGGCGGGCUUAUUUUUAGUUGGGCCAUGCAUCAAAUUACUUCACACCUUAAAACUCUUAAAGUCAUGCUUCCAAAAAUAACAGAAGGUGGAUCGCUAUCAAAUAUUCUGGAUCAGUGUAUGUAUUGUGCAAUGGGGCUUGGUUGGGUCGGGUUGGAUUUUCGAGGCUUGCUUCCUCCUCUAUUUGAAGAGGCAGUGCUCAAUUUAUUCUCUAAGAAUAUGAAUACAGCAGUUGAGAACUUUCAGUUAGUUCUGGAUUCGCAUCGAUGGGUUCCAUUACCAGCAGUUGGCUUUUCAGCCGCUAGCAUCAGUGAAGAAAGUCAGGAGGAUGUAACGCCACCAUCUUAUUUGAUGGAACAUCCGCCUCUUGCUGUGUUUGUUAAUGGUGUUUCCGCCGCAAUGAACGAACUACGUCCUUGUGCCCCAGUUAGUUUAAAGAAUGUUCUUUCUCAAGAAUUAAUUAAAGGAUUGCAGGCUGUUUCUGACUCCCUAUUGAGAUACAACGCAACUCGGAUGCUCAGAGAAAACGAAUCUGGGCUUUUCCUCUCCCUUUGCCGAGCAUUCAUUGAGGUCGUUUUCCCACACUGUGCGACAUGCUUCGGUCGUUGUUAUCCUGGUGGGGCCGCUCUUAUCAUGGACGCAAAGAAUUUAUAUGAAGGACUUGGUCGCCUGUUGACAAUCUCUUCAACGAAAGAACCCCCAAAACCAGUUGGUAACGGAGAGGAAAAGACAGCAUCCGGAAAUGGUGACCUGCCGUCUCAACCUGUUGUGGAAAAUGGCAUUGAACCGACGGUCGAUAAUGCAGCAGAUGAGAAGGAACAGAACAGUCCCGCAUUGCAUACUGAUGAAAAAAAGGCUGGUGAAACAUCCUAGGAAAGAUCCAUUCUUUAAACUUUGAUUUGAUAAUGUUUGUAGAAAGAAAAAGGUAGUGUUAUUUUUUUGAUGUAUUAAGCAAUUUUCCGGCCAAAAGGAUAAAAUGAGAAAAACAAGUUUUAUA